UGCAAUUAUGAGGCUUGCACAGUCUGCGAACGCCUCGCAGAGCAAAACAUUGCGACAUUUUGCUACUGCGCAUACAUCAUCACAUAUCGCUACAAAGCGCGCAAGGCAAAUCCACGCCAUGGGCCAAUCGACCAGCGUGCGCUGGACCAGUGAAAGACCUGACACGGCGAGCGCCGUGGAGCAGGCAAGCGGGGUCACAAGUAGGGUUGCCAACACAGCAGUGCCCAGCCACGGACCCGGAUACGUGAAUUACUUUGCCUAUGGCUCUAACAUGAGCCCGCAGACCCUGACAGGGAGGAGGCAGGUGGUUCCACUGGAAUCCCACGCGGCGUCGCUGCUAGGCUGGACGUUGAGUUUCAGGAUGCUAGGGUUGCCGUACACCGAGCCCGGCUUCGCCACCAUUGAGCGAGUCGUGGGGGCAGCCGGGAGCGGCACAGGUGCGGCCGGCUGUGGAGGCGGCGGCGGCCCGGCGGCGGUGCCGGCGUCUGCAGCCCCCUCAAGUCGCUGGCGGUCCGAGGUUCACGGCGUGCUGCACAAGCUCAAGCCGGCCGACUGGGCCACAGUCAUGGCGACCGAGGGGGUGGGAUCUUCGGACAGCGGCUACAAGGUGGUGGAGGUGGAGGUGAGCCGCUACGAUGGCACCGCUUGCCGCGCUCUGACGCUGGAGGGGAAGGCCGCAUCGCUGCACUCACCGGGGCGUGGGCCUGUGGCGCCCUCGCAGCGCUACCUGGGCCUGCUGCGAGACGGUGCCCGCCACCACCGCCUGGAUCCCGAAUACAUCACUUUCUUGGACUCGUUGCAGCCGUACGAUGGAUCGGGUGUGGCGCCCGCCAUCGGCCGCGCUGCCGCCGUGGCCAUGGCGGCGCCAUUCGCGCUGCCGCUGCUUCCGCCCGUGCUGCUGCUGCGCUACCUGCGCAAGCAGCAGCAGGACCAGCAGCAGGCUCCUGCCGGGUCAGGCGGUGGUGGCGGCAGCGGUGGAUCUGAUGCUGCCGCAACGACGAUCGGCGCCUCUGCUUUGAGCGCGGCCAAGGGCGCGACAGACCUGGCGUCCAAAGCCACUGCCAUGUCCUCGGGUGCGCCGCCAGCCUCGCCAGCGGCAUCGGCUGCCGCCGACAAGGCGGCCGCCGGUCCUAACUCAGACAGCAAGUUUCGCGGCAGUAGCGCCAAUGGAAAGGACAACGGGAGAUCGCAGGCUGUGCCUCAGGAGCUGCUACAGCCGCCGGCCACGAUGCCGGCAGUGAUGGGCAAAUACAUCAAUGCCGUACAGAGCCUGACGUGGCUGGCGCAUGACAUCUUGGCGGCACCGGUUCUGGGCAGCGGCAGUAGCAGCAGUGUGAAGCAGUAGAGGUUUGGGAGCGUGAAUGGUGGUAAGCGAGAUAGGUCUGGCCGCAUAAACAACCUCAGACUGGAUGUCUGAGGUUGACUGGUCGAUAACGCAGGACGACUGGGGAGGAGUGGAGGAGGGGGGGGGGGGGUGGAGGACCAGUGGGCACGUGUGUGGGAUGGGCUGGAACUCUUGUCGUUAUGGCGUUAUUUGGGCGUUCAAUGUGAACAAGUCUGGCGCCAAUGCGUGAGCGCCCUAUGAUGAACCUUCUCUGUUAUUCCUUUCUGUUACAUCGCAUGGGGCACCAGUCGAGUCUCUCCACCUCAAAUGUCCACCAUGGCAGGUGCGGCAGCGUGGAGGUGGGGCAGCAGCAGCAGCCGCGGCAGCCGCAGCAGCAGGAAGUGGAUGGGGAGGACUAGUCCUGAAGGUGGUUGCAGGCGCGAGGCCCCUGUGCUUGGGGUGUUGGUUCUAGGUGGCACACCUGCCUGGACCUGGACCCCUAUACCGUGCGGUGUGGACCUGCUCCUGCUCGGCGCCAUUGACGUCGGGGCCAAAGAGCAUUUCUGAUUAUACGGUAACUCAGAACACGACUUUCUGUCACGUAUUGUGCCAAACGACAUAUUUAGCUCUUCAGCUAUGACUGUAAUUAAACUAGCGUGAGUUC
Messenger RNA from Chlamydomonas reinhardtii, 1988 nucleotides. RefSeq lists its product as uncharacterized. The record is from RefSeq and is a predicted model, not a curated record. The transcript has 7 exons. Gene Ontology annotation, molecular function: gamma-glutamylcyclotransferase activity. Lineage: Eukaryota; Viridiplantae; Chlorophyta; Chlorophyceae; Chlamydomonadales; Chlamydomonadaceae. The coding region runs from base 119 to 1345 and encodes 408 amino acids.